AUGCUCAACCGCCUGGCUGCCCACGCCAAGUCUUGGGAGGUGAAGGACCGCCACGAGGGCCUGGUCUUCACGCACCACGUCAGGCGCAUCGAGUCUGCCCUGAGUGAGGUCGAUCCGGCUCUGUAUCAGAAGCUCUUACUCACAGCCUGGUCCGUGGACCAGCACAUCUGGAAGAAUCUGGGGCCAUUUGACUAUACACUCCCACAGAUCGAAUACAUCGAAUACGACGUAGAGAAGUUAGGCUGCGAAGGCAAGAUCGCAAAGCACAACGACAAUGGGUCCAUGGUGUCCGUUGUGGUUCUGCUAUCAGAUCCUUCAGACUUCCAUGGAGGCACGAACUUCUUCAAAGGUGAGCCGAAGCGCCGGGUGGUUCUGCAGCCAGGGGACGCCGUCUUCUUCUACGGCCACCAGUGCGAGCACUGGAUCUCACCAGUGACCUCAGGCCGCCGAGCCAUCUUGCAGAUGGAGCUCCAAAGUCCCCUGCUGCUGCAGUCUCAGCAGGAUCCUACAGAAAAGAGCCGAGAGAAGGGGCAAGGCAGGAAGAAGGGUCGCAGCAAGAGUGGCCGCGACCGGCGGCAGCGGCGAGGAUGA
Messenger RNA from Symbiodinium natans, 591 nucleotides. NCBI's taxonomy places the organism in Eukaryota, Dinophyceae, Suessiales, Symbiodiniaceae. The record is from the annotation of a GenBank genome assembly.